AUGGACGAUGAAAAAUAUUUUACUUUGUCCAACUCUGAGAUGAAGGGUAACGAUGGGUUUUACACGAACGAUUACGAAAAUGUACCUGAUGAAAUAAAAUUCAAAAGUAAGAAAAAAUUUGAGGACAAAAUUUUGGUAUGGUGUGCAAUUUCUAAGGCUGGCUUUAUCUCACAGCCCUACAUUGGUGUUGUUCGAGGCGAAGCCUUAAACGCAAAUAUUUAUAUUCAAAGAUGUCUCUCUAAAUUGCUUCAGUUUGUGAACACACAUCAUGCAAAUGAUCAAAUAGUCUUUUGGCCAGAUCUUGCUUCAUGUCAUUACGCGAGGAUCACAAGGGACUGGUACGAAACUAACAACAUUACCUUUGUACCGAAAGCAGACAAUCCCUCCAACCUACCUCAGGCUCGUCCAAUUGAAGAGCUCUGGGCAAUAUUAAGUCGGAAAGUCUAUAAUAACGGAUGGGAAGCGCAAAAUCAGGAACAGUUAAGACGCCGCAUAUAUACAAAAAUUAGAGAAAUUGACGCCGAGGUCGUCCAAAGGAUGAUGCAACGUGUCAGGGGAAUUAUUAGGCAAAUCGGAAAUAAUGGUCCCUUUUCUGUCAUUUGA
This is a messenger RNA of Diabrotica virgifera virgifera (western corn rootworm), 603 nucleotides long. RefSeq lists its product as uncharacterized. The record is from RefSeq and is a predicted model, not a curated record. Gene Ontology annotation, molecular function: nucleic acid binding. The coding region runs from base 1 to 603 and encodes 200 amino acids. Lineage: Eukaryota; Metazoa; Arthropoda; Insecta; Coleoptera; Chrysomelidae. The transcript has a single exon.